Striga hermonthica is the source of this 1029-nucleotide messenger RNA. The record is from the annotation of a GenBank genome assembly. NCBI's taxonomy places the organism in Eukaryota, Viridiplantae, Streptophyta, Magnoliopsida, Lamiales, Orobanchaceae.
AUGUCCGAGGCAUCGAAGACUCCUCUAAGCUCCAAGGACGAAGAGAAGUCGGCUCGAAGUUCGAAUGCCGUGGAGUCGUCAUCUGGCCAGAGAAGUGUUACCCCUCCUCCUGUAGCUGGGAUGCCUAAUCCGUUCGAUUUUUCAGCUAUGUCGGGAUUGCUUAAUGACCCGAGCAUCAAGGAAUUAGCCGAACAGAUAGCAAAAGACCCUUCUUUUAAUCAGAUGGCGGAACAACUGCAGAAAACCUUUCAAGGUGCUUCACUGGAAGAUGGUAUCCCCAGCAUUGAUACACAACAGUAUUACUCAACCAUGCAACAAGUAAUGCAAAACCCACAAUUUAUGACCAUGGCAGAGAGGCUCGGCAGUGCAUUAAUGCAGGAUCCAGCCAUGUCUGGCAUGCUUGAGAAUUUGGCAAAUCCAGCCAAUAAAGACCAACUUGAAGAACGAAUGGCGCGCGUGAAGGAGGAUCCAUCUUUGAAGCCUAUAUUGGAUGAAAUCGAGAACGGUGGACCUGCUGCGAUGAUGAGCAGGUACUGGAAUGACAAGGAUGUUCUCCAGAAACUAGGGGACGCCAUGGGAUUUGCUGUCGGGGGAGAAAGCGGAACAUCAGCCGGAGAUGCAGCCGAAGACGAAACAGAGGAAGCAAAUGAGGACGAAUCCAUUGUCCACCACACUGCCAGUAUUGGUGAUGUAGAGGGCUUAAAGAGUGCUCUAGCUAAUGGUGGCAAUAAAGAUGAAGAAGAUUCUGAGGGAAGAACAGCGUUACACUUUGCAUGUGGUUAUGGCGAGAUUACAUGUGCCCAGGUUCUUCUGGAAGCUGGUGCGAAAGUGGACGCUUUGGAUAAGAAUAAGAACACACCACUCCACUAUGCCGCUGGCUAUGGCCGAAAGGACUGCGUGGAGCUUCUACUGAAAAACGGAGCUGCUGUCACUCUUCAAAACUUGGAUGGGAAAACGCCUAUUGAGGUGGCUAAGCUAAAUAACCAGAAUGAGGUGGGGAAAGUUCUUGAGAAGGACGCAUUUUUAUAA